AGCGAUCCUCACUCGAAUUUUCUCCAACGGGACGUUGAGUUCGGAAUGGAGAUACGAAGAGGCGGGUCGAUGAACAUCGAGAAUCCUCUGCUACCCGCCUUGACCGCCGAGCUCUCGUCGUACUCUUCGCUAUCAAGUCUAAUUAUGCUCUACAUAUUGCGGCUUCUCCAAAAGCUCUUCCAAAUGUUCUUCACGCCCGAUACAGGCCUUGACGAGGAUGAAGAGAGUCGACUCUCGGAUGCACAAGGCGUGAUCAGUAGGCUGCGAGCCGAAAAAGAGCGGGCAAUAGAGGCGGUGAGGGACGGCCGGAAAAGAAUUGCUGAACUGGAGGAAGCGAUUCGCGGACGCAACAUGAAAGCAGAAGAAGAGUUGUCGGCUGCUUGGCUCAGGGAGAAGGAGGAGAACGAGAUGGCAGAAAGGUAUCGGAAGGAGAGGGAAGAUGCAACGGCUGAAGCGGCUUCACUCAAGAGUCACAUCGAAGAGUUCAGACGGCGGGAAGAAGAGCACCGACGCGAUGCGGGAGCUCUGCAGCAGCAAAUCGAGCAACAGUCUGAACUGUUGCAGAUUCGCGGGGCGGAGUUGCGAGACGCCAUCGCGUACCUAGCCAAGGACGACUCAGUAUCUUGUACGGGCAUCAUCGGCAUGCUUGAUUACUUGAACUCGGAGAUCUUCCAGGUUUGCGCCCAAAUCGAAGACAUAUGGAAGAUCGCACAAGGUGACAGCGUAGACCUUUCUGGAGCUGUAGAUGACUUGCAGAACUGCCUAGGCCCCACGGCGGUGGAUGUCCUCGGCGCGAUUCGGGCUCACCAUUGCGAUGAGCACGGUGCACAGAUGGUCCUGCAGGCUUCUCUACUGCAAGCCGCAGGGGAGAUAAUUAUGGCGUGGGCUCCAAGCAUGAACGCUACAGAGAAUCAGUUCGUCCGGCAGUUGUAUGAGCGCAUCUACGUAUCAGAACCGCAGGCCGUUUCCGCAAAAUGGAGGGCGCUCACCAAGCGCUACGUUAAGGACUGUCAUACCACACUCGACCUCUCACAGUCCAUCACGAGCAGAAUUAUCCACAUUGUCGAAGAUAUUCUCGAACUUGCAGGACUUACAGUCGUCCCUCAACAUGUCCCGGAGAGUAGCGGCUUUGUAGAGAAGCUACACGCCAUCGUCUGCCACUGCAUCAAGCUUCGGGAGACCAUAGGAGAACAGGUUCUUUCCAGGGACUAUCGCCUCAUCCGGCCUACGUGCGAUGAGGCUUUCGACGUGGAGACGAUGGAAGAUUCCGACCCACCGAAUGACACCCAGCAAGAGCAACCUGGCGGCCGUGACCGUGUCCUCUUCCUGACCGGGCUGGGAUUGGAGAGCUACGAGAAGAAGAGAGAGGGAGACCUUGAGGUUGGUGCUAUUGAGCGCACAGUACAUCUCAAGUCUAAGGUAGUGACGCAUGCGACCUUACAAGACUUAACCACAGUGGUGGAGGGCCGGACGACACCGCGGUGAGUAGAUCUUCGUACAGGCCGUAUUCUUGGAAUAUCCUGAGCGUUGGCCCUUCGACAGUGCGGCUUAGCCAUGUAUGUGCUUUCAUGAAAUAGCAG
This is a messenger RNA of Phanerochaete carnosa HHB-10118-sp, 1580 nucleotides long. RefSeq lists its product as uncharacterized. The record is from RefSeq and is a predicted model, not a curated record. The coding region runs from base 46 to 1485 and encodes 479 amino acids. NCBI's taxonomy places the organism in Eukaryota, Fungi, Basidiomycota, Agaricomycetes, Polyporales, Phanerochaetaceae. The transcript is spliced from 2 exons.